Messenger RNA from Cebus imitator (Panamanian white-faced capuchin), 1033 nucleotides. RefSeq names its product 40S ribosomal protein S15a-like. The record is from RefSeq and is a predicted model, not a curated record. Gene Ontology annotation, cellular component: cytosolic small ribosomal subunit; ribosome. Gene Ontology annotation, biological process: translation. Gene Ontology annotation, molecular function: structural constituent of ribosome. The transcript has a single exon. NCBI's taxonomy places the organism in Eukaryota, Metazoa, Chordata, Mammalia, Primates, Cebidae. Bases 590 to 934 code for a protein of 114 amino acids.
AAAUAAAUAAAUAACAUUUUUCCUUUCAUGAGGUCAGAGCCUGGUCACAGCACCAACUGAAGAAUGUAAUAUCGGGUGCUCUCAUCAUGCUUUCUCUCCUGAUAAUGUUUCCUGUAAAUCUCUGCUCAGGUACCCACAUCUCAUAAUUAUUCCAAAAUAUAAUGUUUUGCUUAAAAAAAUGCUAAUUUCAUGCAAAAAAUCCCCAAAUAUGCUGCAAAUGUUACUGUCUAUCUGUGUAUAUUUGCAGGCCUCAAACAACUGAUGAGCGCUGACAAUGCAUUAUUAUGUACCCAGAUAAUUCAGGGAUAAUUUACUAGUAAUAUUUCCCCACUUUAGGAUUAUCUAAAGUAUGCAAUUACAAAUAUGCAAUACCAUUUCAGCCAUUAAUGGCAAAGUUAGCCAAAUAAAUGAUCAUUAAACCAUUUAAAAAUUAAGUUACCACUAAAAGAAGCAUUACAAUUUUCCAUUGGAUUAUAAUGAAAUCAUGGCUUAUGUAAGUUUUGGCCUAUGAAAAAACAUUUCAUAAUCACUUAUAAAACAUUUUGUUUUGCUCUUUCCACCAUCUUUCUGUGCCGCCACAACGGUGCGCAUGAAUGUCCUGGUUGAUGCUCUCAAGAGCAUCAACAAUGUCGAAAAGAGAGGCAAACGCCAGGUGCUUACUAGGCUGUGCUCCAAAGUCAUCGUCCAGUUUCUCACUGUGAUGAUGAAGCAUGGUUACAUUGGCGAAUCUGAAAUCACCGACGAUCUCAGAGCUGGGAAAAUUGUUGUGAACCUCAGAGGUAGGCUAAACAAGUGUGCUGUGAUCAGCCCCAGAUUUGAUGUGCAACUCAAAGAUCUAGAAAAAUGGCAGAAUAAUCUGCUUCCGUCCCGCCAGUUUGGUUUCAUUGUAUUGACUACCUCAGCUGGCAUCAUGGACCAUGAAGAAGCAAGAUGAAAACACACAGGAGGGAAAAUCCUGGGAUUCUUUUUCUAGGGAUGUAAUACAUAUAUUUACAAAUAAAAUGCCAUGGCCGGGCGCGGUGGCUCAAGCCUG